UCCAUCUUGCAUAACAAACAUAACCCUAUAUCUUUAUCUGCUGAGUUCUUCACAAUCACAGAGUAAAGUACGAUAAUAUUCAUUCUUAAUUUACAAUUAGAUUGGAAUACCUCAAGUGAUGAGAAAUUUAGGAAAUAUACCGUCAGCUUGAAGUCCAAGAUAAGACCAAUGAGCUGUAACGUCUCAGUGUGAUGUUUAAUUUUGUUGUGAGAAGUUUGCCAAACGUCGUCUCACAGAACAUUAUCUCCACUGUAUUCCGUGUUGGUGCCUGGGCCGCUGUCAAGCAACGAGGGGAAAAGUUCCAUUCUAUCCCUAGGUUGGUAAUACUGCCCGGGAUGGACGUCAAGAUCAUACCUGCGUUGCAAGACAACUACAUGUACCUGAUAGUGGACAACGAGACUAAAGAAGCGGCCGUGGUGGACCCAGUAGAACCUGAACACGUACUGGCAGAACUGAAGGGGAAAGAUAUCAAGUUGACUAAGAUCCUCACCACACACCAUCACUGGGAUCACGCCGGAGGCAACAAGAAGCUGCUGAAGGCCUACCCCGAGCUGCCUGUGUACGGUGGGGAUGAGCGGGUAGAGGGGUUGACUACCAGGGUGGGAGACGGUGACAAACUGUAUAUCGGUAACCUAGAGGUGGACUGUCUACACACACCUUGUCACACCAAAGGUCACAUAUGUUAUGUGAUCAAGCCCAAGAAUCAGCCACAAGCUGUCUUUACCGGUGACACACUGUUCAUCGCUGGCUGUGGCAGGUUUUUCGAAGGCACGGCAGACCAGAUGUACAGCAACCUUUAUACAAAGCUUGGAUCACUUCCCAAUGAUACAAAAGUCUUCUGUGGCCACGAAUACACAUAUGCCAAUCUCAAGUUUUCUGCGUUUGUUGACUCAGAAAAUCAGGCAGUGAAGAAAAAGUUGGAAUGGGCAGAGAAAAUGAAAAUUGACAGACAGACGACAGUGCCUUCUACAAUUGGGGAGGAAAAGGAAACUAACCCCUUCAUGAGGGUGGACACGGCACCCCUCCAGUCUCGGGCGCAGACGACGGAUCCUGUAGUGACAAUGGCGUACAUCCGCAAAGAGAAAGAUAACUUCAAGGCAGGUUAAACUAUCCAACGGCCUAGUAUUGGGUGGAUAUGUUAAGAGGCAGUUGAGGAAGGAGAAGGAGGCGAACAAAAUAUUUUCUUCUCCUUUAUAAUUUUCUUUUACUUCUUCGUUCUUCCUCUCCUCUUACAUUUCCUUUCAAGACAUCCUUAUCUCUUUUACUUGUCUUUUCACUUCUUCUUUUUCAUAUUUCAUUUAACUUCUUCCUCCUUCCUCUUAUCUGCUAUCAAAACAUUAUCUCACUUAAUGCACUACUCAUUUUCGAAUGCAAGCAGACAUUGCCAUCAUGUUUACUUCCAUUCUGUUAACUAUGUGAUAGGGCCAUUUUACUCAUUGGUGUCAUGUUGUAUACGUUUCGUACUUUUUUAUUUUAUAGUUUAGGACUGUUGCAAUAAAUUACUUGCUACUGGA
Macrosteles quadrilineatus (aster leafhopper) is the source of this 1514-nucleotide messenger RNA. RefSeq names its product hydroxyacylglutathione hydrolase, mitochondrial (gene tzn). Bases 192 to 1106 code for a protein of 304 amino acids. Gene Ontology annotation, molecular function: hydroxyacylglutathione hydrolase activity. The record is from RefSeq and is a predicted model, not a curated record. The transcript has 9 exons. NCBI's taxonomy places the organism in Eukaryota, Metazoa, Arthropoda, Insecta, Hemiptera, Cicadellidae.